Messenger RNA from Toxotes jaculatrix (banded archerfish), 2708 nucleotides. RefSeq names its product potassium voltage-gated channel subfamily A member 10. The transcript has a single exon. Bases 1 to 1692 code for a protein of 563 amino acids. Gene Ontology annotation, cellular component: voltage-gated potassium channel complex; membrane. NCBI's taxonomy places the organism in Eukaryota, Metazoa, Chordata, Actinopteri, Toxotidae. Gene Ontology annotation, biological process: protein homooligomerization; potassium ion transmembrane transport. The record is from RefSeq and is a predicted model, not a curated record. Gene Ontology annotation, molecular function: delayed rectifier potassium channel activity; protein binding.
AUGGAGGUUCCUCUUGUUAAUUUUGAGAACAUGGACGAUGUCGGCAUCAACCUGGGUGACCCGAGUGACUCCGGGUACCCGACUUCGCCCACCUCAGAGGCACCUGAUCAGAAUCUGUUGCCCCACCGUCUGAGUUCUCCUCACCAAUCGCCGCACAGAGGACGACGUGGGCAUCAGUCUGGUCAAGAGGGGUUGUCGCCGUCCUCUCCACCAACUGUGACCACAAAAGCGAACUCCAGCAGUGGCAGCUUGAUCUCUAAUCUGAAGCUCCUGAUCAAUAGCGAGUCUCCCACUGACAGCGUCUUCAGUAAGAUGGCGAAGGAUGGCUAUGAGAAUGAAGAUUUGUUUGAAAGGCACUGCAUGGAAGAAAAAGAUGAGAAAGUUGUCAUCAAUAUUUCAGGCCUUAUGUUCGAGACCCAGCUCAGCACCCUGAAUAAGUUUCCAGAGACGCUGCUAGGCGACCCCAUGAAGCGGAUAAGCUAUUUCGACCCAAUGAGAAAUGAAUACUUUUUUGACAGAAACCGCCCGUCCUUUGAUGGGAUUCUGUACUACUACCAGUCCGGGGGGAGAAUCCGCAGACCAGCCAACGUUCCCUUAGAUGUUUUUGCUAAUGAAAUUGUUUUCUAUGAGUUGGGUCAUGAGGCAAUGGAGCAGUUCCGUGAAGACGAAGGGUUUAUUAAAGAGCCAGAGGUCCUUUUGCCCACCAACGAACUCCAGCGACAGUUCUGGCUCUUGUUUGAAUACCCCGAGAGCUCCAGUGCAGCCAAAUCUGUAGCUCUGGUUUCCGUGUUUGUCAUCGUCAUUUCCAUCUUCAUCUUCUGCCUGGAGACUCUGCCAGAGUUCAGGGAGGACACUGACUUUCUCCCGGAUUUAACCCAAACUAUCAAUGGCACCCAAGACAGUUCUGUCCCCCAUCCCGCCACUAAAGACGUCAUGACUUAUAUCACAGACCCCUUUUUCAUUGUGGAGACCAUUUGCAUCAUUUGGUUCUGCUUUGAAGUCGGUGUCCGCUUUGUGGUGUGCCCCAGCAAAAGCGAAUUCUUCAAUAACAUCAUGAAUAUCAUUGACAUAGUCUCUAUAAUUCCCUACUUUGUAACCCUGGGCACGGAGCUGGCUACGACCCCUGACGACGAUGUCAACUCUAGUCAAAACAUGUCUCUGGCAAUCCUAAGAAUCAUCCGACUUGUGAGAGUUUUCAGAAUUUUUAAGCUCUCCCGACACUCAAAAGGCCUUCAGAUCUUGGGUCAGACCUUGAAAGCCAGUAUGAGGGAACUGGGGCUGCUCAUUUUCUUCCUUUUUAUAGGAGUCAUCCUGUUCUCAAGUGCCAUCUACUUUGCAGAAGUGGAUGAACCCCAGACACAGUUUGUUAGCAUCCCUGAUGGCUUCUGGUGGGCUGUGGUAACGAUGACCACCGUGGGAUACGGGGACAUGUGCCCUAUCACCAUGGGAGGCAAAAUGGUCGGCACCCUCUGUGCCAUUGCUGGUGUCCUGACCAUUGCCUUGCCCGUCCCCGUCAUCGUGUCCAACUUUAACUAUUUUUACCACCGAGAAACUGAGCAGGAGGAGAAACAGAUAAUGGAUGCAGCAGCAGAGGCUGCCCAGAAAAUGUCAGCUGCUAACAAGUAUGGAAGCACACUCUCACUAAACAAAAGUAACGGCAACUGGCAGAAUGAGAAGAAUGGCAUGCACUGAUAGAGAAACCACAGUAUUUAUAUAUAUCAAGGGCAUAAAAAAACACAUGGACAAAUCUCACACAUCUGGUCGUCAGAUACACUGGGUGAUAACAGUUUAUCUUUCUCACCGUUUUGUACUCCAAACAUGGCAGCAUUUGUGCAUAUCAUUACAGUAUUAAUAGGCACUGUGUGGUGGUGAGACAGCCUUUACACAAGUUGUCUGUCUGCUUGUGGAUGUGUCAAAGUGCAAUUAACACAACUCAGCAACUACUAUGUUCAGUUAAAGGUAUUCAGGUUAAGGUAUCUUUCAUCCAGUGCAAUUUGAAGAAAAAUGUGAUGGUUCAGUUGAACUAUAGACAAGUGUUCCCCCUUGAAAAUGUACAUUGUUAGAGUAAAUAUAGACGUGAAAGGCAAAGUAAGUUGUAAAAUGUCCUUCUGGUUUGUGAAACAGUGUAAGUUUAUCCCACAAAAGAAAAUAAACCAAAAACAGUUUGAUAAUCACAGCGUUUAAAGCUGGAUGUAUACGCAGAGCUCACAUUACAUCACAGUUCCAUGUUAGUCUACACAUUCAGCAAAAUCUAGGCAGAACUUGGCGUGAUUUUCAAGGACAGGGAAACGUGUCCAGUGUAAGGCAAGAGGACAUCAGCGCACACAUUGUCCUAUCAGCAAAUCUAUAGUUGUGAAUGCUCAGCUGGCAGCACUUCUCCAUAUGACACAGCGUAACAAUAUCUGUGUGAUAAAUAGUUGGCACCUUAGCACGUCUGCUAUUAAUCUUGUAGAUACAGCAAAAUAUAAAUCAUACCUUGAAACUGCUUAACGUUCACUGUAUUAUAGUACAUGCAGCACAUGCAUGCAAUAGUUUCAGUUAUUAAAUCACAUCAUUUUUAUCUACAUGAUUACAUUUUUAUUAUUUGGCAUUUUGCACCAGAUUAUGCAGAUUUAGCCGUUUAUGCAUUCACCCUCUCACGUGUUAUUAUAAUGUGAAUUAACCCUUUAAAAACCAUAUCAAUUCAUUGCACCGAGAGAUCUACCCCC